This is a messenger RNA of Thlaspi arvense, 693 nucleotides long. The record is from the annotation of a GenBank genome assembly. NCBI's taxonomy places the organism in Eukaryota, Viridiplantae, Streptophyta, Magnoliopsida, Brassicales, Brassicaceae.
AUGAAUGAUGAGGAUAGACUUGAGAGAAACUUGCCGAGCAAGAACACCAUGGGCCUAUUGGUUUCGAAAACUUCUAUACUAUCAAGUCGCUAUCGUUUACCUCCUCACUCGAUUAAUUCUCACACCAGGUGUUGCAUUCCACCUUCUCAGGCAUAUCUUGCAUUUUUCGUUAUAGAUGAUUUGCAAAUGGAUCAAUCCGUUCGCAUUCUCACAUAUCCCUUCUUCAGUUAUGUCCAAAAGCUUCUCUUUUUUUUAUCCUCCCGUGUAAUUACUUUUGCGUGCAAUAAUCAUAAUAAUGUAGGAGAUUCCGUGGAAUGGGAGUCGCUUAAAGGCGUAUUAUUCAGCUGGUGGUAUUAUUUGGAUAUUCUGUGGUGCGAUCUCCGUCUAUUGCCUAGAGACAUUGGUUCUUUUAUGUAUGCGAUCUCCGUAUUUAUUGGCAUUGCGAAUGCAUUAAUAAUGAAGAUUGCUACAAAGUACACAAUGACAUCGAUGAGUGUUCGUGAACCUGUUAUGUCCUUGGCUGUUCAACCAGUUUCAAAAGAUUCUGGCGGACAGUUCUCGAAAGCAUUGAAUCGAUUCCAGAAAGAGGAUCCUACUUUCAAAGUGAGAUUGGAUCCGGAGAGUGGCCUUGUAUUAUCUAAAGAACUCCGUUGCUUCUCAUCACCUCUCUCUAUCUCUUAUUUCAGCCUGUAG